Messenger RNA from Vigna unguiculata (cowpea), 655 nucleotides. RefSeq lists its product as uncharacterized. Lineage: Eukaryota; Viridiplantae; Streptophyta; Magnoliopsida; Fabales; Fabaceae. The record is from RefSeq and is a predicted model, not a curated record.
UACUUGUCUUGGUGUAAUUCGCUAAGCUUAUAAAUGAUGUUAGACGCAAUACAAAGUUUCAUAAUUCGAUUGGUACAAAAUCUCUCACACACUGUUCUUCUGGCUGCUGAUCCCACAGCAGCCAUGUCUGUGAAGAAAUCAGUGUCUCUGAAUGGUGGCAAUGCCAUUGCCAACCUUAAGGGCCAGAAAUACUCAAAACGUAGGCGUUUUGAUCGUCCUUUCUCCUCAGUUGAAUUGUCUAUAGAGCCAGGGAAGCAGCUGAAGGACAUGGAUUCCAACAAGUUGAAGGCUGAUAUCAAGAAGUGGGCUAAGGCUGUUGUUGCUUAUGCACGCCAAAUCAGUGGCAGUUUUGGAAAGUCUCGUGGCUAACUCACCAAUUCAACAUGAUGGAAUACCACUUUGUUGCACAAGGGCAAGAUCACAGACACUGGUUUUGGAUUUUGAUAAUGGAAGAAAUGUUGGUAAAGUGUGAAAAUGAGCUUUACAUUAAAUUGUUGUACAUAGAAAUUUGUGCAUUUAUGUUAAAGUGAUGAACGCAAGGGUGGAUCAAAUGCUUGUGUUUGGGAGGGUCUUGCAUCCAUUUGUGUUAUGAUACCUUUUGUAUUACUGUAAAUAUAAUCUGGAAUUAAGAAGUAAUAUUUUUCUCUGCAUUGAA